UCUGGGCGGAGACAGUACCCCGGAGGCCAGCUGACCGGCCCAGGACGAGCUGGGGAGUCGGAGGGACCGCACGCUUGCCGCCUCCGGAGCCCGCAAUCUGAGACCGAGUCAUGUGGCUGGAAAUUCUCCUUGCCUCAGUGCUGGGCUUCGUCAUCUACUGGUUCAUCUCCCGGGACAGGGAGGAAAUUUUGCCAUUUGAAGAUGGGUGGUGGGGGCCAGGGGUGAAGACCAUAACCAGGGAGGAUGAGAGCAUCCGCCCUUUCAAGGUGGAAACUUCAGACGAGGAGAUCAAUGACUUACAUCAGCGGAUUGAUAAAUUCCGCUUAACUCCACCUUUGGAGGACAGCCGCUUCCACUAUGGUUUCAACUCCAACUACCUGAAGAAAAUCCUGUCCUACUGGAGGAAUGAAUUCGACUGGAGGAAGCAGGUGGAGUUCCUCAACAAGUACCCUCACUUCAAGACUAAGAUUGAAGGGCUGGACAUCCACUUCAUCCACGUGAAGCCCCCCCAGCUGCCUUCAGGUCGUACUCCAAAGACCUUGCUGAUGGUGCACGGCUGGCCUGGCUCCUUCUACGAGUUUUAUAAGAUCAUCCCACUCCUGACUGACCCCAAGAGCCAUGGCCUGAGUGAUGAGCAUAUUUUUGAAGUCAUCUGCCCUUCUAUUCCUGGCUACGGCUUCUCGGAGGCAUCCUACAAGAAGGGCUUCAACACGGUGGCCUGUGCAAGGAUCUUUUAUAAGCUGAUGCUGCGGCUGGGCUUCCAGAAAUUCUAUAUUCAAGGUGGGGACUGGGGGUCCCUGAUCUGCACCAACAUGGCUCAGCUGGUGCCCAGACACGUAAAAGGCCUGCACUUGAACUUGGCUUUUGUUACAAGAAAUCUCUGCAACCUGACCCUUUUGUUGGGAAAGCGUUUCGCAGGAUUUUUGGGCUUCACUGAGAGAGAUGUGGAGUUGCUGUUUCCUUGGAAGGACAAGGUUUUCUAUAACAUCAUGAGGGAGAGCGGCUACCUACACAUCCAGGCCACCAAGCCAGACACCGUGGGCUGUGCUCUGAAUGACUCUCCGGUGGGACUGGCUGCCUACAUUCUAGAGAAGUUUUCUACCUGGACCAAUUCGGAAUUCCGAGACCUGGAAGAUGGAGGCCUGGAGAGGAAGUUCUCUCUGAAUGAUCUGCUGACCAACAUCAUGCUCUACUGGACGACAAAGACCAUUGUCUCCUCCCAGCGCUUCUACAAGGAGAACCUGGGUCAGGGCAUGAACCAAAAGCAUGAGAGGAUGAAGGUCUUCGUGCCCACCGGCUUUGCUGCCUUCCCUUGUGAGAUCCUGCAUACUCCAGAAAAGUGGCUGAAAUCCAAGUUCCCCAAACUCAUUUCUUAUUCCUACAUGGCCGCAGGAGGCCACUUCGCUGCCUUUGAGGAGCCAAAGCUGCUCGCCCAGGACAUCCGCAAGUUUGUUACACUGGUAGAGCAACAGUGACACCUGUGGGGACUGACCGUGGCCUCAGAAGCAGCCCUGGCUCCCCAGUGUUGUCUUGAAGAAGAUGCCCCUUUUCUGAAGAUGGAGCUUGCUUUUGUCCCCUGCCCUCUCUGGGAGCCCAGCUUACCCCUCCACUGUCAUCCACACCCACUGUACAACAUGGCUUUCAUAAUAAAUGAUUUUACUUCUAA
Molecule: messenger RNA, 1666 nt
Organism: Marmota flaviventris (yellow-bellied marmot)
Lineage: Eukaryota; Metazoa; Chordata; Mammalia; Rodentia; Sciuridae
Gene: Ephx1
Product: epoxide hydrolase 1
Biological process (GO): epoxide metabolic process; arachidonate metabolic process
Molecular function (GO): epoxide hydrolase activity
Source: RefSeq, a predicted model, not a curated record